This is a messenger RNA of Debaryomyces tyrocola, 2010 nucleotides long. The record is from the annotation of a GenBank genome assembly. NCBI's taxonomy places the organism in Eukaryota, Fungi, Ascomycota, Pichiomycetes, Serinales, Debaryomycetaceae.
AUGGUCCACAGAGAUUUGACAUAUAAUACCCCUAGUGAAGCCAACGAGCAGGGUGCAAGCGUAGCAAACCCGUUUGUUUCACCUAAUGAUGAUGACAGUUCAUUUGAGCUGAGUCGGGAAUCAUCUUCGAGCCAGCUGAACGACUUUAAUCAAAUGAAUAAUCAUUUGAACGAUCCUCAUUACGGAGACACUUUUGAUAGUUAUAAUGGGUAUUACUCACAGAACGGCACCACAUCGAACUUGCUAUCGAAAGAAGGAUCGCCUUUUCAACCAUCACUGAUGCCUCCAGAAUACGACAGAUAUCCAUCUAUGGCCGGCUCAAGAGUGGUCUCGUCGACAUCGCUUUCAUCUAACAUGCUCACUAGCCCCAACAACCUCCAGCAGAAUCACCUGAGCACCCGUAAGUCGGAUGACGAUUCAUCAAUUUCUAAUAAGUCUACCAACCCAUUUUUGCUUGGAACCGACUUCAGUCCUUUCGGAGGAUACCCUGCAUCGUCAUUUCCUCUACAUAUAGACGAAAAGGAACCAGAUGACUAUUUACACAACCCAAAUCCGGUAGAGGAUGCAGCAUACGAUAAGAAUAGAUUCAUUCACGAUUUAAAGCAUAUGGAUAGAAGAUCGUUGGGUGGUUUGAUAGGAGUUAUUUUUAUGAUGUUAGCAGCUAUUGUUGUAUUUAUAUUGUUACCCGUGUUGACAUAUUCUGGUGUUACCGAGCCUUAUACUCCUGAGAGCUACGAGAUUUUAACAUCGUACCGUUAUCCUCUUUUGAGUGCUAUCAGAACCGAUUUGGUUGAUCCAGACACUCCUGAAACUGCCCUAACUAGGAAAAUUAACACCGGAGAUACAUGGAAGUUGGUCUUCUCUGACGAAUUUAAUGCAGCAGGAAGGACCUUCUACGAAGGCGACGAUCAAUUUUUCCAAGCAGCAGACCUUUGGUACGGUGGUACUAUGGAUUUGGAAUAUUAUGACCCGGAUGCUGUAACAACUGCCAAUGGUACCUUAAACUUGAGAAUGGAUGCAUACAAGAAUCACGAUUUGUUUUACAGAUCUGGUAUGGUUCAAAGUUGGAAUAAAAUGUGCUUUACCCAAGGAUUACUUGAAUUUUCUGCGAGAUUGCCUGGUUAUGGUAAUGUAUCUGGAUUGUGGCCCGGUUUAUGGUCCAUUGGUAAUUUAGCUCGUCCAGGAUAUAUGUCAACAAGUGAGGGUGUCUGGCCAUAUACAUAUGACUCGUGUGAUGCAGGUAUCACAGCAAAUCAAUCGUCUCCUGAUGGUAUUUCAUAUUUGCCAGGUCAAAGAUUAAGCAAAUGUACCUGUUCUGGUGAAGACCAUCCUAGCCCUGGUAAAGGAAGAGGUGCUCCAGAAUAUGAUGUUCUUGAAGGUGAAGUUAGUACUGAUGUAGGUGUUGGUGUUGCAUCUCAAUCGAUGCAAAUUGCUCCAUUUGAUAUCUGGUAUUACCCUGACUAUAAUUUCGUAUCAAUUCAUAAUGACUCAGUUACCACUAUGAAUACAUAUACCGGUGGUCCGUUACAACAAGCGGUUUCUGGUACGACAACCUUGAACGUGUCGUGGUAUUCUGAAGGUGACAACGAACACAAUUUCCAGACCUAUGGAUACGAAUAUUUAAAUGACGAUGAUGACGGAUAUUUGACAUGGUAUGUUGGAAUGGAUCCUACUGUCACUGUUCAUGCGAAAUCAUUAGGGCCAAACGGAAACAUCGGGCAAAGAUUGAUGUCCAAGGAACCAAUGUCGUUGGUUAUGAAUUUUGGUAUUUCCAAUAAUUGGGCCUAUAUCGACUGGAACGCUUUACAUUUCCCGCUUACCAUGCGCAUUGAUCAUAUCAGAAUAUACCAGCCAGAAGAUGCCAUCAAUUUAAGUUGUGACCCAGAGGAUUAUCCAACCUCAAACUACAUUGAGACCCACCCAAAGGCUUACCAAGAUAACAAUCUCACAUCAUGGGCAGACACUGACUACGAGUGGCCCAAAAAUUCACUUGUUCAUAAAUGUAGCUGA